GAAUAUGAAAGUUUUUUUUAACUAGAGUAUACUUGAAAUGUGCAAUAAUAGAUUGCUACAUCGAUCAAUAAUUUGCCAAACAGUAUUGCACUGUUAGAGGUUUUAUAAACUUUUAAAAAGAGAUAUAUCAUUUACUAUUUAUUAUGGAAGAAAACAAAAAUUCAGAUUUUAAGUCUAAAAUCAACUUGGGAGAAAAUUCUAAUUCACGACUCGGACAAUCAAAUUCAAAUUUACGACCAGGAUCGUCUAACUCUAAUCCUCGACCUGGCUCUUCGAGUUCUAUUCCUCGACCUGGCUCUUCGAGUUCUAAUCCUCGACCAAGCCUAUCCAGCUCAAAUCCUCGACCGCCUUCAUCAAGCAGUCAUUGGCAGGAAAAAGAUCGUAAACCUCCUAAAAAACGUUCACAUUCUGAGAAUGAUGAUUGGGGUAGGGAAAAUAAAAUAACUAAAAGAGAAACUCCUGAUAAAGUGAAAAAAGAAGGAAAUUCGGAAUUAGAAGAAACCGAAAAGCCAAUUGAAAAUCCCAGUGAUGUUCCUCUAAUGAAUUUGCAAGAUAUUGCUCUUGCAUCACAACGGUUGGCUGUUGCAUCUAUGUCUCAACAGCCUCAGCAGCAGAUGGCUGUUGCAAUGCCUCAACAGUCCCAACAGCAAAUUAUGCAUCAACAAGCUAUUCCAUAUCAAUCAUUUGGGUAUAAUACUUCUGAAAAUUAUCAUGUAGAUCCUAAUCAGGGGGCGUAUGCUUUAAACCCUUUUCCUUCCAUGAUGCCAAUAAACUCUCAAUGGCCAGUAAGUAAUGCAAUGGCUGCAACAGCUAGUAGUGUUGUUUCUACUUCAGGGAUGGGGAUUUCCAGUGGUAUGGAAAUGGCUUCUCCAGCAAAUGGUACAAUGACUGCAUAUCCGUAUAUGAAUAUGGGUAACAGUGAUGCUUCUUUAUAUGGAAUGGUGCCAACUAUGCCUGGAAUUCCAGUUUAUGCUCCAUAUGCAGUUGUGAAUAAUAUAGAUACUAUAGUUCCCAUGUUUAACAAUCUUGAACCAAUAACAAUCCCUAAUGCAGUUUUAACCCCACCUCUACCAGGAGAACGACGUAGUCGUAGACAAAAACCUCCUGGAUGUAGAACUGUGUUUGUUGGCAAUUUGCCAGAAAAAAUAACUGAAGAAAUUAUAAGAGAUGCUUUUAAAAUAUGUGGACCAAUUUCUGUAAUCCGCAUGAGUAAAAAGAAUUUUUGUCAUAUCAGGUUUGCGAAUAUGGAAUCUGUUGACCAAGCUCUUCUUUUGUCAGGAUUUAGAAUUAGAAUUGAUGAAAGUGAAGAUCCUACUUGUAAUGGUAGAUUGCAUGUAGAUUAUGCUGUUGCUCGUGAUGAUCAACAUGAUUAUGAAUGUCUUGAAAGAGCAAGGCUGCGUGAAGAACGUCAUCGUCAGCAAGAAGCUUUUCGUCCACCCUCACCACCUCCAAUCCCUCAUUUCUCUGAGCAUGAAGCUCAAACUUUAGCUGAUAGACUGCGUAAUGAGGAAACUUUUAGGGAAGGUUUACAAGUAUUAAUUACUUGGUUAGAUAGGGGAGAAUGUAACAAGAAAAAUUCUGGAAGCUUUUACUCAUUGAUUCAAAGCUCUCAUAGUCAUGUGAAGAGAUUACGUAAUGAAAAAAGUAGGUGUGAAGAAGAAGCUGAAAAAGCUAAAGAAAACCUAAUGAACAAAAACCGUUCCAUUCAAUUAGAGAUAAAUGAAAUCGAAAAAGUUUUUGUAGCUGCUAAGACACAAAAAGUAUGGGACCAUUUCACUAGAAGCCAAAGAAAAAAGAUGGAAGAAAUGAAGAACGAUACUUAUGAUUUAAAAAAAACUAAUUCUGAAGAUUUAGUUGUUGAAAGAGUAGAAGAAGAAAUGGAAUUGAGUGACACAGAAGAUAAAAAUGAGAUUGGUGUUAAUCAACGUGCAGAUGCUGCAUUAGAUAGUAAUGCAUUGCUAGAAAAAUGUAGUAACUUGACUGAAGAACUGGAUGCUAUGAGUCAUGCAUAUGAAGAUAUGAAAGGUACCUGUUCUGAACAGCAUGAGGAAAUCGUACGAUUAAAAUAUGAGUUGGAAGAGUAUAAAAAAGAAAAGACUCGCACUGACUCGCCUAUCAGUUUUGAUGAUCAAUUAUCUCUCAGUGACAAUGCUACUCAAUAUAGCCCACGUAGAGUAGAUGUUUCUGAAAAUGAUAUUCAUUUGGCUUCUUUGAUUUCUAUAUUUCUGCAUGUCCAUCCAUUUGGUGCAAGUAUUGACUACAUCUGUUCUUAUUUAGUUAAAAUUUUCCCAGCUGUUAAUGCUAGGGAUAUAGAAAGCUUGUUGAGAAGAUACCCAAAUCAGUUCAAAGAAGUAUGCACUGGAAUUGGUGCUACUUUGGAAAAGAAAUGGACUUAUAUUGGUUUCAGAUUCCAAUAAUUGGUGCUAAUUUGGAAAAGAGUUGGACUGUCAUCAAUUUUAGAUGCUAAAAUUAGAUAAUCAAGUUGGGGGGAGAGAGGGUGUAUAUAAGUCAAUUUUUUAUAUUUGCUGGGACUUUAUAUCUUUUGAGAUAUGAACUAUUCCUGCAAGUUAUUAACUCCUUAUGUGAGAUAACUGAAUCUCUUAUAAAGUCUAUUAACAAGUUCCUUCUAAGAUACUGUUUCAGGGUACUUAAGCUUUUGAAGCUAAGCAGGUUGUGUAUAAACAUUUUAUUUUAAUUGGACCCAAAGUAUUCAAAUGCUGUUUAUACUAAAGGAAGUAUUAAUGAAAGUUUGCUAUGAUACGAUAUAUGUAACCAUUUAUCUUUGAAAUAGAAGACUGCCUUUUCACUACAGAUAUAUAGAUGCGAAAAGGCUCAAGAUCAGAUUUUCGAUGCUACCUAUGUAUGUAUUAAUUUCAAUUACAUGUCUUGAAGGGAGAUCAUCAGACAUCUCAUACAAAAGGUGAAGCUCUAUAAGUGAGACUGAAGAAUAGGACUUCAGAAACAGUCAAUUCUUCUAGUACUGUCUAUGGAUUCUGCAUUUCAGAUGCUUUAAAACAGAAUUUUUUUAAAGACUGAGAUGAGUAUAGAAACAACUUUUUUAUUCAUCCAUCUAUUAAUCAAGAAGUUCAACAAUUGGUUUGCUCUACAAAGACAAUUGAAGUCCGUGGUUGGAAUUGAGUUUUUGAUUAUGGACUCCAUUGGAUGUCUUCAUUCCAUAAGCUUCCAGUAUUGGUGACUGGAUGUCAUCUCAUUUCUAUGUUAUGUUCUUGCUGUGAGAAUCGUCCCCUUCUUAGAAAUCAGUGUACUCGUAGCUGAGAUUGCUUCAGUGUACUCGUAGCUGAGAUUGCUUCAGUGUACUCGUAGCUGAGAUUGCUUCAGUGUACUCGUAGCUGAGAUUGCUUCAGUGUACUCGUAGCUGAGAUUGCUUCAGUGUACUCGUAGCUGAGAUUGCUUUCUUCAAUAUCAUCAUCAAGAAUUUUGUAACAGAAAUCUACUUAUGAAAAUAUAUAUAAACUAUAUAUAUAUAUAUAUAUAUCCUACAUAUUACCUAAGUUAGAAUAGUAGUGUAGGACUAUAGUAUGUUAUUGUUUAGGUUUGUAUUUGUGAAACUUAUGUGUAGUAAGUGUUCGUGACAUAAUAUGCUUCAAGUUCGUUGCAUUUACAAAAGUAUACCAGUGAACCUGAAGCAUUUUUGUUUUUAAAUGUACUAUUGUAAUGAAUAGAAUUAAUGUGCAUUUCGUGUAUUUUUCUUAAAAAUAUCUCUAUGUAAGUGAAUUUGCUUUCUUAUUUUUUCUACUUAUUUCAUUUUAUUUUAAAAUAUUUGCUAUUAUAUAGUGAGAUUUGUGUUUAAUACAUUUAGAAGCUUGUACAUAAAGCUUUGAGUAGUGUUAACUUUCAUUAUGUUCACUUUUUUUUUCCUUCAUAUUUUGUAACGGGUAUUUUAUAAGUUAACAAAUAAAUGUUAGUAAUGCUUAUGUCUGUGCAGUUAAGAGUGCAUUUGAGUUUCUUUUAAUAUAUUUUAAGUGAUUUGUCUCCGAAAGGGAGAAGUUUAUUUUUAUUUCGUUUCUCAAAUAACAUAGCUCUGCAAUUUAGUAAAACAAUGCGAAUUCAUACCAUGUUAUUUGCUUGGUUAUAUGGUAUUUGUCUCAUCACAGACCUCCCUUCUUUUGAACCUUGUUAAGUAUAUUAAGUAUUUGUACUGGUUUGUUGUCAGAGUUGUGAAACAGAUUUUGAUUUAUUGAUUCAUUUCCCUUUUUUUACUAUAUUACACUGAUUCUCUUUCUGUGAUAUAUAGAGAAUUGUAAAAUUUUUAUUACCUACUUUUCAUUAUAAAAGAAAUUAUUCGGGACUUUUCCCUUAUGUAUUUUUUGUAGGUAGCUUCAAUGGCUUCAGAACUCUUUUUCACUUACAGCUUUUGAAGCAACUUUUGAUGGAGUAAUCUUUUUCUAGUUAAGUAUUAUGGAAUUCUUUUUUUAAACUGAAACUGUGUGAAUGAUUGUGAGUUUGAAAGCAGUUUCAAUACUAGUUAUUUCAAUUUUUUUGAAUUUUUUGAAAUCCUUUCUUUUAGCUUGUUAUAUGAUUUAUUAUAGAAUUUAUUUGUUGAAAAUUUUUAAACUUGUGAAGUAGUCUUGAUUUUUCCAGUUUCUCUUAUAAAAUCAUCUAUUUUGCAUUGGAAACGAUGUCAAUUCCUUCGUUGCUAACUUUUUUCAUGUUUGGGGCAUUUUCUAGUAAAGUCUGUGAUUUAAUUGUGUUCUAUUUAUUUUUUGAAGGAAUUGCAUUUUCUGAAUUUGAAAGUUGUGAUAUUAGAUCAGUCUAGUCUAGAUUGAAUCAAUGAUUAAGAAUUAUUUGCUGUAUUUUAUCCAGAAGGUUUUUAUGAUUAUCAUUUUUAUUUUUUAUUUUAUUGACUCAUUUACUGUGAACAUAAAAAUCUUAUUGUUAGCAGAAAGUGAAGAAAACAAAUUAGGUCUAAUCUUUUUUUAAACUGAUAAACAAUGUUUCAUGAUUUAUAUUUUUGGGAUAAGUCUUUAAAGAGUAUCCAAAUUGAAGUUUCUUCUGUUUCUUUUUAUUUAUAUUUUUCUCCAUUUUGUUGGCUUAAAUAGGAUAAGAUUUCUUAAAUUGGUUGCAGUGUCCAUUUAUAUAAAUUGUAGAGCUGUGUUAUUGAUUGCUAAGUUGCAUUUUUUAUAUUUUAUUGUUGAAAGCUGUGAUAUUUUUCUAAGUCAAAUCAGUUAUUUUGAAAAUCUGUUGGUGGUGGUUGUGGUUUAGUAAUACAUAAGCUGUCUGUAAAAUUUCUGACCUAACAAAGAUAUUUUUUUCCUCCAGAAUUACUUUUAUUUGAUAAGUAACAUUAUUUGUAAGUUUACAUUUCUUCUAAAC
This is a messenger RNA of Argiope bruennichi, 5334 nucleotides long. RefSeq names its product ecto-NOX disulfide-thiol exchanger 2-like. The transcript has 5 exons. NCBI's taxonomy places the organism in Eukaryota, Metazoa, Arthropoda, Arachnida, Araneae, Araneidae. Gene Ontology annotation, biological process: ultradian rhythm. Gene Ontology annotation, cellular component: plasma membrane; external side of plasma membrane. The record is from RefSeq and is a predicted model, not a curated record. Gene Ontology annotation, molecular function: protein-disulfide reductase activity; RNA binding. Bases 144 to 2417 code for a protein of 757 amino acids.